GGGUUGGGUGGGAUUUGAAUUUUUUCGAGUCUGUUGACCGUUUGACCAGCCUGUGCCUCCCCCUCCCUCCCUCCUCACCCUCCGGACACAACAGAACACUGUCUCCUCUUGACCGGCAGCCUUCGUUCCUUUGAUUCCUGAUCAACUUCACCCUUCUCCAUCCCACUCUCAACUAGCAAUGUCUGCCGAACAAACCCCAACCGUUGAUGGCAACGUCCCCGGCGCCGAAGCCGAGAGCACCGAAUUCAAUGGUGCCAUCGGUAUCGAUCUCGGUACCACUUACUCUUGUGUAGGUGUUUGGCAGAACGAUCGGGUGGAGAUCAUUGCCAAUGAUCAGGGUAACCGAACCACCCCAUCUUAUGUCGCCUUCACCGCCGAGGAGCGUCUGAUAGGUGAUGCCGCCAAAAACCAGGCCGCCAUGAACCCCCGCAUGACCGUCUUUGACGCCAAACGUCUUAUCGGUCGUCGUUUUGAUGACAGUGAUGUCAAGAAGGACAUGGUUCACUGGCCCUUCGCUGUCAUCGAGAAGGAUGGUAACCCAUUCAUUCAAGUUGACUACUUGGGAGAAACCAAAACCUUUUCUCCUCAGGAGAUCUCUGCCAUGGUUCUCGCUAAGCUUAAGGAGACCGCUGAGACCAAACUGGGCAAGGAAGUCAAGAAGGCUGUCAUCACCGUGCCUGCCUACUUCAAUGACUCCCAGCGAUUGUCAACCAAGGAUGCCGGUGCCAUUGCUGGUCUGGAUGUGCUCCGUAUCAUCAACGAGCCCACCGCCGCUGCAAUUGCCUAUGGUCUUGGUGAAGCCAGCGACAAGAAAGAAAAGAAGGAGCGAACAGUCCUGAUUUUCGAUCUUGGAGGUGGUACUUUCGAUGUUUCCCUGCUUUCGAUUGCUGGUGGCGUCUUCACUGUCAAGGCUACCGCCGGUGACACCCAUUUGGGAGGCGAGGACUUUGACAACGCGCUCCUCGAACACUUCAAGAAUGAAUUUAAGCGAAAGACCAAGCUCGAUAUCGAUGGGGACGCCCGUGCUCUUCGUCGUCUUCGAUCUGCAUGUGAACGAGCCAAGCGAACGCUCUCCUCUGUCACCCAAACCACUGUCGAGGUCGACUCUCUGUUCCAAGGAACCGACUUCUCAUCUGCGAUCUCUCGAGCCCGAUUCGAGGAGAUCAAUGCCCAGACAUUCCGAUCAACCCUCGACCCCGUCGACAAGGUCCUCAAGGACGCUAAAAUCGACAAGUCGAAGGUGGAGGAUAUCGUCCUUGUCGGUGGAUCCACACGAAUUCCCAAAAUUCAAUCCCUGGUAUCCGACUUCUUUGGUGGGCGCCAAUUGAACAAGAGCAUCAACCCCGACGAGGCUGUUGCUUACGGUGCAGCUGUCCAGGCUGCCGUUCUUACCGGCCAAACAAGUGAGAAGACUGCCGACUUGUUACUAUUGGAUGUUGCCCCUCUAUCGUUGGGUGUUGCCAUGCAGGGUGACGUCUUCGGUGUUGUCGUUCCCCGAAACACUCCUAUCCCCACCAACAAAUCUCGAACAUUCACCACCGUCGAAGACAACCAGUCCACAGUUACCUUCCCGGUCUAUGAGGGGGAGCGUGUCACUUGCAAGGAAAACAGGUUGCUCGGUGAAUUUGAGCUCUCUGGAAUCACUCCUCAGCCCAGAGGACAGGCCGAGCUUGUUUGUACCUUCGAGGUUGAUGCCAAUGGUCUGCUGAAGGUCUCAGCCCUUGAUCGAACUUCUGGACGACGGGCCAACAUCACGAUCACCAACUCGGUCGGUCGUCUAUCCUCGGCCGAGAUUGAUCAAAUGAUCAAGGACGCCGAAUCCUUCAAACAGGCCGACAAAGAGUUUUCUGCCAAGCACGAGGCCAAGCAGGAGCUCGAGUCUUACAUUUCGCAGGUCGAAGCUACCAUCACUUCACCUGAAGUCGGUAUGAAAAUCAAGCGAAACAACAAGGCUGCCGUUGAGGCUGAACUUGCCAAAGCUCUUGAAAAAUUGGAGAUCGAGGAUUCCAGCGCAGAUGAGCUGAAGAAGUGCCAAUUGGGCCUGAAACGAGCCAUGCAAAAGGCAAUGGCCGGAACUGCCCGUUAAUUUCUUAAUCUUUGCCAUACCAACAAAAAACCCUCAAUCGCAUUUCUCGAAGGCCAUUUUGUUUGCCAAUCUAGAGUUUUUUUCUCAAAAUGUUAUUUCAUGUUUCUUUCUUUUUUUGCUCCUUGGUACUUGUCAGCUGUCCAGCUCGAAAAAGAAACAAAAAAGAAUUUUCAAACUAUGUCUACUUGAAACCCCGAUUCCCCUCCACCGUCAUCUCCUUUCAUCUUUUACACCCGCCCUUUCCUCACUUCUCUCUCAAAAAUCUCAAUUUCCUUUCAUCCUCGAGACGCAAUCAAAAAUAAUGAUCCUCCAUUGAGGAACUUCUCAAACUCCAAAAUCCAAACAAUAACAUCUACUUGAAACAUUUUGAGGGUACAUGAGCUAGC
Molecule: messenger RNA, 2472 nt
Organism: Puccinia graminis f. sp. tritici CRL 75-36-700-3
Lineage: Eukaryota; Fungi; Basidiomycota; Pucciniomycetes; Pucciniales; Pucciniaceae
Product: heat shock protein SSB
Exons: 7
Coding region: 179-2086 (635 amino acids)
Biological process (GO): cellular response to unfolded protein; vesicle-mediated transport; protein refolding
Cellular component (GO): cytoplasm; nucleus; plasma membrane
Molecular function (GO): heat shock protein binding; misfolded protein binding; ATP binding
Source: RefSeq, a predicted model, not a curated record